Messenger RNA from Pelobates fuscus (common spadefoot toad), 2496 nucleotides. RefSeq names its product peripherin (gene PRPH). Bases 151 to 1527 code for a protein of 458 amino acids. The record is from RefSeq and is a predicted model, not a curated record. The transcript has 9 exons. Gene Ontology annotation, biological process: intermediate filament organization. Gene Ontology annotation, cellular component: cytoplasm; axon; type III intermediate filament. Gene Ontology annotation, molecular function: structural constituent of cytoskeleton. Lineage: Eukaryota; Metazoa; Chordata; Amphibia; Anura; Pelobatidae.
GGAGGAGUUGUGUGUGCUUACUGAUGCUCCAAGCUGCCUUUAUAAGCAGCCUGAAGGGGUGAGGGACUUUCUUCCAUCAUCCCAGUGCAGCUGGUACCCUGUGGUCCUCAGACAUCUCACAGACAGACUCCCAGCAGACCCCCAGCCACCAUGAGUCACUCAGGUAUGAGAAGCUCCUCCACCUCCUACCGCAGGACAUUUGGGGCUCCAGUCCUUUCCCCACUGUCCUAUUCCUCCUCUUCCAGGCUCUCAACUUCCAGACAUUUGGGCAGCCCCUCCCCGGGUCCCUCCAGCCGAUCCUCAGCCUACAGGGUGAGGUCCAGCACCCCAAUCCGUGUGUCUGUGGACCGGGUGGACUUCUCUGUGGCUGACGCCAUCAACCAGGAGUUCCUGACUACCCGCAGCAAUGAGAAAGCCGAGAUGCAGGAGCUCAAUGAUCGCUUCGCCAGCUUCAUAGAGAAGGUUCGCUACCUGGAGCAGCAGAACGCCGUGCUGGUCACCGAGAUCAACCAGGCCAGGUCCAAGGAGCCCACCCGGGCCGCUGAUCUGUGCCAGCAGGAGCUUAGGGAUCUGAGGAGACAGCUGGACCUCCUGGCCAAGGAUAGAGACAACAUCCAGGUGGAGAGGGACAACUUGGCCGAGGACCUGUCUUUCCUGAAACAAAGGCUGGAUGAAGAAAUUCAUAAACGAGAAGAUGCCGAGAAUAAUCUUGUCCUGUUCCGCAAGGAUGUGGAUGACGCCACACUGUCACGUCUAGAACUGGAGCGGAAGAUCGAGUCUUUGAUGGAUGAAAUUGAAUUUCUGAAGAAGCUUCAUGAUGAAGAACUUCAAGAUGUCCAAGUGACCGCACAGACUCAGUCCAUUCAUUUGGAGAUCGAGGCAACCAAGCAGCCAGACCUGACAUCUGCACUGAGAGACAUCCGCAGCCAGUAUGAGAACAUUGCAACAAAGAACCUUCAGGAGUCCGAGGAAUGGUAUAAAUCCAAGUUUGCUGACCUGUCAGAUGCUGCAAGUCGGAAUAAUGAGGCACUGCGUCAAGCCAAACAGGAGAUGAAUGAAUCUCGCCGCCAGAUCCAGAGUAUGACCUGUGAAAUCGAUGGACUGAAGGGAACAAAUGAUGCUCUGCUGCGUCAGUUGAAAAAUAUGGAGGAGCAGUUUGGAGUUGAGGCAGCUAACUACCAGGACACGAUUGGCCGCCUUGAACAGGAAGUACAGCAUAUGAAAGAAGAAAUGGCACGCCAUCUAAGGGAGUACCAAGACCUGCUUAAUGUGAAGAUGGCAUUAGAUAUUGAGAUUGCAACAUACAGGAAACUCUUGGAGGGAGAGGAGAGCAGGAUUUCUGUCCCAAUCCACACAAUGUCAAGUCUUAGUAUUAAAAGCCCAGGUUAUCAAUCUAUACCGGAACAUGAUCAGAGUUCAGAGGUUCAUACCAGAAAAACUGUUGUAAUAAAAACAAUUGAGACUCGAGAUGGGGAGCAGGUUGUCACAGAAUCCAGGAAGGAGAAGUCAUCUGAAGGAGAGAAGUGAUGAUGUACUUGGUGACACACAAUGCAUUUGUUAUAAUAAUCCAUUCAUGAAGACAUGGAGCAGCCGGGGCUAUCCUAAUUGAGUGAUUCUGAGGUUUAUCUCUUCAACAGAGUAUUUUCAAUGUUAUUUCACUUGUUUGUUCACUUAUUUACAGUAACCUCAACUCAUACAUUUACAAGUGGUUAUUGGUACUUUAUUUUGUAUUAUUGUAAUAAUUUCUUAAUGCAUAUUUUUACAGUGCAUAUUUAAAAAAAGCUUUGGUUUUACAUAAGCAUUCUUAACAUUAUUCUUCCACUGUACCAACAGAUAAGCUCUCUAGAAACAUUUAAAGAUGCCAUUUCUAAUGUCCAGGCAUACACAUUGCUGAGUUAGGGUCAGGUUUGUACAAGCUAAACCAAUAGGUAACCAAGUUAUCAUUAGAUUGAUAAAUUGGGUCAGCUAAACAUUCCCUGUCAUGGUGAAGAGAGAUGAAGUGUACAAAAACAAAAAAAUAUAUAUCAUAUCAACAACAACAAAUGAACAUCUCACAGUUGGGUAAAAUAUCAUCUAUCUUUUCGUGCACUUUAUAUUGUUACACCAUUAUCCUUAAUGUAUAGAGAUUUUGAGAAAAAACCUGGCUUCAUAUAUCUAUAUUUAUCACCGUUUGUAAAUGUUUAUUCAAAUAAUAUGUUGUAGAUGCUAUGAAGAGACCACAAUUUCUCUCAAUUGCAGUAAUACUUAUCUCGGAUGGCCUUCUCUGCUCCACUAGUUAAAACAGAUGAAAUUCAAGCUUGCAGGUUGAUUUUGGGCUCUGGCCUUUGCCAAUGAAAGGGAUAGCUUCAAACACAAUACAGCUAAGAAAUGACCUUGGUGCUAUAUGUUCCCUGCCGAUGUGUAUGGGCUGGGAUUCUGCCUUUACGUUUUGUAGCAAUGUGUGUGUGCCAUGUCUGCUUAACCAGCCAAUAAACUAUUUGCAGCAAUUCAAUAAGA